This is a messenger RNA of Odocoileus virginianus texanus, 4654 nucleotides long. The record is from RefSeq and is a predicted model, not a curated record. NCBI's taxonomy places the organism in Eukaryota, Metazoa, Chordata, Mammalia, Artiodactyla, Cervidae.
GAUUGGGAGGCGGAGGAACCGCUACCGUUGCCAUGGGUAACUGAACCGGCUCGUUCCGCCUGGGCAAAGCCUCCUGGGAGUGGUGGUUCGGCUGCGCCCCACGCCUACCUCCCUUGUGGGCAGAGGAACUACAACUCCCACGGAGACUCGGAGGCAGCCUAGGCAAAGGAGUGGUUGUUUCAGCUUUGGCCUUGGUCGGUGCCUGAACCUGGAAAAUGUUGCUGGCGCCCCAGGACAAGUCCUCCUCCAGGAAGAGGACGGGGCUGAAUCGCUGGAAACAGUUUACGAGAAGGCCGAAUCCCACCAAGCCUGUGUUUGACCCUGACAAUGUGGAACACUGGAUUAAGAGAGUGAAGAAAGCUUCUGAAUUUGCAGUUUCUCAAGUAUUUUCUGCUGGAAAUUCAGAUUUAUCCAGAAGGCUUUGGGGCCAACUUGUAGAUUUGGAAACACCUGAGCAAAUAGAAGAUCAUGAAGAAGUCUACACAGAAGCUCAGGAAUUGGUCAGUGACUGGUUAGACACCAAACUUAAGCAAGAACUAGCAAGUGAUGGGGACAGUGAUGCUAAAGACACUGUGUCCAGUGUCCCUCCUGUGCCAGAAGCCAAUGGACAUUUGAAAUAUGACAGGUUUGAUGAUUUAUGUGGUUAUUUGGAGGAAGAAGAUGAGAGUACCACUGUUCAAAAAUUCAUAGACCAUCUGCUCCAUAAAGACGUGGUGGAUUCUGGGAUAUUGGAAGAUCUUGGAAUGAAUGAAAAGCAAGACAAGAAGUGGCAGAAGGAUCCUCGUCUUACGAUGGAGAUGAGACAUAAGCAGGUAAAAGAAAAUCGCUUAAGACGUGAGAAAGAGCUGGAGCGCCAGAGAAUUGAAAAGACCCUGAAAAAAUCGGCCUUCUUAGAGGCUCAGUAUCUGGUGCAAGAAGAGAAGAAAAGGAAGGCUCUAGAGGCCAAGAAAGAGGAGGAGGAGAUUCAAAGGGAGAUGGUAAAGCUGCGGAGGGAGAUAAUUGAGAGGCGACUUACAGUGGAAGAAGCAUGGAAAAUAGAGAAGAAGAAGCAAGAAAAUUCUCCAAAAAUUCCAGAGAAAGGCAUGUUUCAAAGUGUUCCUAUUCUUCUGGAUGAAGAAAAAAUGGCAAAAGAAAGAAAGAAGAAGCUGAGAGAGUUAUUAAUACAAACUUUCAAGGAAAAUCACCAGUGUCAAAAACGGUAUUUCUCUGCCUGGCACAAGCUGAUUCUUGAUCAUAGAAUUAAGCUGGGAAAAGCUGGGACCCUGUCCGACUGGAAGUUGCAACUGAAGGUCCUGCGGGCCUGGAGAGACUACACGAGAUCCCAGAAGUUGGGGCGGGAGACUCAAGCCAUAGAAAAUUACCUUAGAGAAGAAAACAGAAAACAACAACUGGCCGCUGAGUAUAACCGGAAACAAGUUCUCCAACACCAUUUUACAGAAUGGCAGCGUUGGCAUCGUAUAGAGAUCCGAAAGAGAGAACUGGCCAUAACAAAGGAGGAAACCAGGAAGAAAAUGAAUGAGCUGCUGGAGGCAGCAUCACUAGGGAAACUCAGUGCAAACAUGUCAUCAAGCAUCAGUCUGCUUGAGGAGGCAACAGCUAUGGAGGAUCCACCUAGAAAUGGAGAGGUGGCUGCUGUCCCCGCUUUGUGGGAAAAGCCUCCCUCGGGGAGUAGUGGUUUUCUGCCCAGCUACUACCUAGGAAGACCAACAAAGAGCAUCUUGCAGGUUCCCCUCCAAAAGGCCCCUCCAGAUACAUCUGACAGUAAGCCACACAAGGGCCCAGGUGAUGAGCCCUCCCAACAGCCUGGUAACAAAAAGAAGUUCAGAACCAGCAGCCGGAAAGCAGAACCUGUUUGCAUGAGUCAUUUCUGCAACCGCCAUAUCUUCCAGCAGCAGCUGAUUGAAAAGCAGAAGAAGAAACUUCAGAAACAGCAGAAAACAAUUCUGGAGCUGAAGGAAAACCAGUGGCUGGCAGAGGCUCAGCGGGCAGCAGGGCUUACACACCCACAGAGCUGCCAGCUGUCAAACCCGGGAGAAGAUGAAUGGGAAGGAAUCGGUCAGGUGCUUCCAAAUUCACCUGUUGCUUCCCUUGGGACUGAAGGUAGUGACUCCCGAAAUUCUCUUUCUGGACCCAGAAGGAAUCCAAGGCAGUUGAUGGCGCCCCAUCCCAUACUGAAAGCCAUGGAAGAGAGAGCAGUUCAGCGAGCUGAACGUAGGCGGAUCUUGGCAGAGAAGAAGAAAAAACAAGAAGAGGAGAAAUUGGCCCAGUUAAAGGCCCAAGAGGAGGAGCGUCAGAAGAAGGAGGCAGAAGAAAAGGAGGCUCAGCUUGAGAAAAAAAGAGAAGAGAAGAGACUGAAGAAAAUGAAAGAACUAGAGAAGCAGAAGAGAAUUAAGAGGAACCAGCAGCUGGAAACAAUAGCCAAAGAACACUAUGAAAGCGUAUUGCUAAGAAAGAAAGGUCUGGAGCCUUGGAAGAGGCUAAGAAUGCAAAGCAUGCAAAACCUCCAGGUGGCCAAAGAGCAUCACUCUUUGACCCUACAGAGGAAAUGCUUGCUGACCUGGUUCCAGUGGAGUCAGGAAAGCCUGGCUAAGAAGAUGGCCCAGGCUGAUCAAUUUUAUUCACAAAUAUUGCUUAGGAGAGUCAUCCGGAGCUGGCUACAGCACCUGAUUGAUCUAGAUGAAGAAGUAAGAAAACUGUGCGUACAUUUUCUUCAGAAGAAGAUUUUCAGGGCCUGGAGUGACAUGGUCAGGGAAGCCAGGGUCGAUUCUAAGAACAAGCACAAGAUUGCUGUGGAGCACAGUGACAGGGGGCCCCUGUAUGGAGAUCUCACCUGUAAUCUGAAUAUACUCCAGGGCAAUAGAAGAGAGCUGUGAAGACACUUCUGUCUGUACAGAUGGUGUCCAAGGUCAGCGUUAUCCCAUACACCGAGGUGAGCAGGAAGACCAAAAGGGCAAGUAUAAAUGCUUGAUGGUUUGAUUCUCCGACACAGCUAUUUAUCCUCAAAACAGCACAAGGGGGAAGAAAGCAAACAUGUCUUUAAAAGUUCUCUAUGUAACUCAAUAAACAAGAAGGCAUUUAAUACAGGGAUAGUAUGCAUUUCAGUUAUUAAAAAAAAUAUAUGUUCUCUUGUUUUCACUUUUAGGGAAUUAAAAAUUUGUCUGCUGAGAGAUGUAUUCUUACAUUCUCUAAUCUCUGCAAAGUGAAAUCCUCUCAUUCGUUUAAGGACAAAAGUACGUGAAAAGUAAAACAUGGCUAACAAAUCUUUCUAGAUAUUAGUAAGUGAGGUCUGUUACCCAAUGUUAACACUGUCAUCACUGCUAUAAGGAUAAGAUGGUAUCAGAGUUAUAAUAACUUAAAAAUGCUAGAUCAGAAGUAUUACACAGUGUGGGAAAAAAAUCCCUAUUAAAUACACAUAUUAAUAAAAGAUCCCAGGAGGUUAGAAAUGCAGUGUGGGGUUGGGAAACAGCUCAAUAGUAUGCAGACUACUUGUCACGUACAGAGUUCCAUGUCAUGGCCGUUUGCAGGGCAUGUUGAUGGGCACAUCAGGAUAAUCCAGUGGGCAGAGAUCUCAUAAGUGAGGCUAUCAGGCCCUCUGCAAACCAGUGCUUGCAAAUGGACCACCACCACCCUGCACACACACAUGCAGGCAUGCAUGAGAAUAAAUGAUGAAGACAGAGAAGAGGAAAACCUAAAAAUGAAAAUACCUGUUUACUCCUAAAGCCCAAAGCCCCAGAAAAACAGCUGUCCCUGUUCACAAGCCCUGAACUUAAGGUCUGCUUCUGUGCCAUCCAGGCAGUCAGCACCCUCACCCUUCUCCACACCUCCUUCUAAGGGGGAGAGUGGAACAUGACCGGAAUCCUUGGCAUAAGAAGAGUAAUUCACUGACUGCAACUGCCUCAAGAGCAAGAAAGUUGCAAAUAAGCUACUUAGAACAUUCACACGGGAAUGAAUCACACCCCUUUUAAGAUUUAGUCAGUAAAGCUGCAACAUUUUCUUUAGAAGUCACAUCUUACAGGCCUCAGGUGUCCUCAUUUGUCACUGGGCAGCAAAGAAGUGCCCCCCAAAAGCCCACUUCUGCACAAAUAACCAAAUAGGGAAUUAUCUGUCAGGGCCGUAAGUCAAGAAUGUAGACUAGAAAUCAUUGGCACAUCUAAAUGAUGGAAGAAUACACAGAGGAUAAGAGUCACCUAGAGGUAUAGGAACAUGUUCUGAGCUAUGUGAGGGAGAUGCACGUAUACUACUUCUAAUACAUUCUUUUUUUAAAUGUCAUUCAACUGUAGAUACCUGUCUCAUAGAAAGGAGAAAAUGAGGGACAGCUAAGAAGAGAAAGCCACCCCCCCCCAAAAAAAAACACCUUCAGGAAAUGACUGAAAAGAACUAAAUUUGUGAAGCUCGAAAAACUGAUGACUAAGUGGCAACAUCAUAUAAAGCCCACAAAUAUCUACAAGGUGUAAAGCUGGGAAGGCGAGAAAUGAGGAUGGCACAAAGGAAAAGCACACUCAGCAAGAGUCUCACGUGAACUUAUGUAGACUCUGCAAGCCUCCAGAUCUUUCCAACAUACCAGACACAGUGAUGAUCCAUCCUCCUCACACAGAUGCCGCAGAUCCGGCAGUGCCACGCCCGGGCUGGCCGCACCAACUGGCACUUGGUGCAC